UGAAAAUAGAGAGCCGCGCUUUUCAAAGGCGACGUAAUAAUCAGUCGACUUUUCACCAGCUCCAUUAUAAUAUACUAUAUUGCUGGGUCUAUACCAGAUCAGUUGGCCACAAUUCCCUGAUAUGUAGUCUGAGUUACUUGCAGCCACUAAAAAAGUUACUCACAUAAAGUAGUCGCCAUGUAACCAUUCCCGAUUUUAGACCUUAAAUUAAUUAUCCAGAGGAAUUGGACCGUUUGUUUGAAAAAAAUGAAUAUUUAUCGGGCUGUAAAAAAUUAUCUUAACAAAAUGGUUUCAAUGGCUGAUAGUGGCAUGAAAGUAUUAAUGCUUGAUCAAGAAACUUUGAAAAUUGUCAGCGUAGUUUGUUCAAUGUCUGAAAUUAUGAAAUAUGAUGUUUAUCUAAUAGAACGUAUUGAUGCGCCACGUGAAUCCUUGGAACACUUACGUUGUAUUUGUUUUCUAAGACCAACAAAAGAAAAUAUUAGUUUGUUAUCUAAAGAAUUAAGGAAACCAAAUUAUUUUUCUUAUUACGUAUUUUUCAGUCAUUCCGUAACUAAACAGUUACUGAAACAAUUAGCAGAAGCUGAUGAAAGUGAAGUGGUUGUAGAAGUUCAGGAGUAUUUUGCUGAUUUCAUUCCAUUAUCACCGUUUUUAUUUGAAUUAGAUAUACCAGUUAGUCUAAAUGAAAAUAGAGAUUUGAAAAAUUGUGUAUUAAAUCGAUCAACUGAUGGCUUAACAUCUGUAUUAUUAGCUCUGAAAAAGUGUCCAGUUAUACGUUACCAGAAUGCUUCAGAAGCUGCACGUCAACUAGCUGAGUCGAUACGAUCAUUCAUAUCAAGAGAGACUGUAAUAUUUGAUUUUAAACAAACAGAACCAGUUCCUGUCCUGCUUAUAAUCGAUAGAAGACAAGACACAGUUACACCAUUAUUAUCGCAAUGGACAUAUGAAGCUAUGGUUCAUGAAUUAAUUGGUAUCACACAAAAUCGCGUUAGUUUAUCUAGUGUGGCAAAUGUCAAAUCGGAAUUAAAAGAGAUCAUUUUAAACCGCGAAUUUGAUGAAUUUUAUCGAACCAAUCAAUUUUCCAAUUUUGGUGAUAUUGGCCAAUCAAUCAAACAACUUGUAGAAAACUUUCAAAAGGCUUCUAAAUCUGUAGAUACAAAAAAUUUAGAAUCAAUUGGUGAUUUAAAGCGAUUUUUAGAACAUUUUCCUGCUUUUCGUAAAACAUCCGGCACUGUUGAAACACACGUAACAUUAAUGUCAGAAUUGUCUAGAAUCGUUAAAGAACAUGCUUUGUUAGAAAUAAGUGAAGUCGAGCAAGAAUUGGUAUGUCGCGAUAAUCACUCUUCGGUUUUACCACGUAUUAAAAGUUUAGUAAAUGAUCCAAGAAUUCUUCUCUCGGAUGCUUUACGAUUAGUUCUUCUUUAUGCCUUACGUUAUAACAAGCAAAAACAAGAAUUAGCUGGAUUAAUUCGAUCUCUUGUUACACGUGGUGCAACAGAUGAUGAUAUUCGAACUAUUGAUAAUUUACUAGAAUAUUCUUGGCCGAUUUCCGUUCCCGAUGGUUUCGAUUUAUUUCAUGUUAUGAAAACGGGAAAUGUCAACACAACAACAACGUCACUUGUUGAUAGUCAAACAGCAACCAAAGCGAUGGCUUCACUAAAAAAACGUUUUGUCCAAGGAUUAAAAGGUGUUGAUAAUGUCUAUACACAACAUGAACCAUUGAUAGUUGAAAUUUUAAAUAAAUUAAUCAAAGGUCAGCUGCCUGACUCUUCAUUUCCAAGUUUAGCUACUGGUGCUUGUUGGAAAACUAUACCUAGUUGUCAACGUCCAAAGGAAAUUAUUGUAUUUUUCAUUGGUGGUGUUACUUAUGAAGAAGUUUGUAGUUUGCAUAAAAUUAACAGUUCCACACCGGAUGUUGAUAUUAUAGUAGGUGGUACAUGUGUUCAUAAUUCAAGAACAUUUUUACAAGAAGUUUGUUCAGUAACAAAAAGUGUCGGUAUUACAAAAUCAUCAAAUCCUGUGGAACCAACUCGUCGUUUACAUGGAAAUUCAAGAAGUAACAUUCGCUAUGGAUUAUUGCAAUGAAUAACAAUGAUAUUUAUUGUGGUUAUAAUAGUUCGAGGUAAAUACACAUCUUAUCCGUUGUUCAAUUGUCUGUGAUAUUUGUCCCAAUUAUUACUUGUGUAAAAUUUAUCUGAAUUUUUGCUGUAUACUUCAGUUUAAUCUUCCCACCAUACAUAUUAUAUCAAUGAACAAUAGUUAACUUUUAAUUUUUUAUUAAUUUGGUAACCAUAUAAUCAUUUGUAAAUGUUAUUGAAUAUAAAAAAAAUCGUGUUGAUUGUGUUGCCUC
Schistosoma turkestanicum is the source of this 2347-nucleotide messenger RNA. The record is from the annotation of a GenBank genome assembly. Lineage: Eukaryota; Metazoa; Platyhelminthes; Trematoda; Strigeidida; Schistosomatidae.